AUGUCUAACUCCGAUGAGCCUACUCCUGACAGCAUUAGAGUGCCACGGCAGGAUCCAGACGACAAGAGGGUGGCGCCUGUCGCUCAGCAUCGAGAGGACGCUGCCCUCCGCGACAUUCUGCAGAUGGAAGACACGUCUGCUUCCUCUGAUCGCAGCCAGGAAGACAGCGGUAGGAAGCGUCGCCGCGAAAAGCCCCAACCUAUCGACACUGAUCUUAGGGCACGCGGUGGCACUGAGAAGCGGCGCCGCAACGACCAAGAGUCCACUCUCCCGUACAAAAGGAACAGGCCCGGUAUCGAGGCCGACGUGAUGGGCUCUUUCGUCGAUAUGCUGGGUUCCUUAUCGCCCAGGUUGAUCACGGCCUGUCGCCCAGACCUCUAUAUAGCGGCCAGACAUGCCGAGGCCACCAAUGCCUUGCUCAAGGACCUCUACUACACCGGAAACGUGACCCUCGAAACCCUGAGGCAGUCGGCCCCGAGCCUCGCUAUCACCACUCUGACGGCCGACCUCGACAUCCUGACCAAGAAUCUGGCUGACUCGUCCGCUCUUGCCCAGAGGUACAUUCAGCAGGCCUCGGCUCGAGCCGGCUACUAUCCGUCAGCCUCGAACGGCAUAUCCGAGGCUACCACCAUCUCUGACGACUUUGUCCGCAUGACCAAGCUCAUGACAGACUCGCUCAGCAAGGUCGCCACUCUGCAUAAGAUCACGGCGGAUAUUUGUAAAGUGCAGGCACAGGCCAGGUGCGUCGAGAACUUUGUUGCCUACAUUGGCAAAGCUGGCGCCGAGCAUGACAAGAAGCUUUAUGAUAUGCAACAGGCGGAGUGGACCGAGCUAGGUCCCGGGUGCUCCUAG
Thyridium curvatum is the source of this 852-nucleotide messenger RNA. RefSeq lists its product as uncharacterized. Bases 1 to 852 code for a protein of 283 amino acids. Lineage: Eukaryota; Fungi; Ascomycota; Sordariomycetes; Thyridiales; Thyridiaceae. The transcript has a single exon. The record is from RefSeq and is a predicted model, not a curated record.